AUGGAAACCCAUGGAGAUCCCGAAAAAGUGGACGGAGUGUGUGGUGAUAGCCACAACCACGUUUCAAGCACAGACUCCAGUGAGAAUGUGCUUCCCCAAGAUGCCUCUCCUCGGCCAAUUCAUGGCUGGAAGUGGGCAAUUGCCUAUACAUCCAUGAUAUCAACCACAUUUCUCUUCGCCCUAGACAACACCAUUGUGGCAGACAUACAGCCCGCAAUUCUCGAUAUAUUUGGUCAAGUCUCCCUCCUACCUUGGAUCGGAGUUGGCUUCGCCCUAGGCACGAUGUGUGUGCUACCAUGGGGCAAGAUCUAUGGCGUUUUCAACGCCAAAUGGGUGUACUUGUUCAAUGUUGUACUUUUUGAAGUUGGUAGCGCAGUGUGCGGUACGGCUCCCAAUAUGACGGCGCUGAUAGUUGGGAGGGUCAUUGCCGGUAUUGGUGGAUCCGGGAUGUACUCCGGCACAUUGAGCUUUGUGGCUAUGUUGACUUCGAUUGAGGAGAGACCUAUCUAUAUGGCUGGAAGCACUGUAAUCUGGGGAGUUGGCAGUGUGUUGGGCCCCGUGGUCGGCGGUGCUUUUGCGGAUAGCUCGGCGACAUGGCGAUGGGCAUUUUACAUCAAUCUCCCAAUCGGAGCUCUAUUCGGCCCGUCCUACAUCUUCCUGAUUCCCAGCGUGGACCCCAAGCCGGACAAUACCUUACGCGAGAAGCUCAAAAUGGUCGACUGGAUCAUGACAACAGUUUUCCUUGCAGGAUCCACCUCUCUUGUUAUGGCCAUUACCUUCGGUGGUACCUUGUUCGCAUGGAGCUCUGGAAAUGAGAUCGCCCUCUGGGUUGUCAGCGGAGUCCUUCUGAUCGUUUCUGUGGGCGUGGCAAAAUACCAUCCGGGCGUGCACAGGGACAAUCGAUUAUAUCCUGCUCAUUUCCUCCAAAAGCCCAUAUUGGUCAAUCUGCAACUGCAGAUGUUUCUGGUUUCUGGAAUUGUUUUGGCGACGACUUAUUAUAUUCCCCUUUUCUUCCAGUUUUUAAGGGGAGAUGGUCCCUUGGAUGCUGGUGUCCGCCUCCUCCCCUUCAUCAUCUCUAUGGUAGUAUUCGCCAUCAUCAACGGCGCACUGAUGCCCAAACUACCAUAUAUUACACCAUGGCAUAUAUUCGGUAGCAUACUCGUUGUUAUUGGCGCGGCUUUGAUGUACACUGUCGACUUGGAAACGAGUAACGCAAGGAUCUACGGCUACAAUAUCCUAAUUGGUGCUGGCUCUGGAUCAUAUGUUGUAGCAGGCUUUGCUGUCGUGCAAUCUCUUGUUGAAUCGAAAGAUAUUGCCAACGCUGUGGGAGCCAUGGCUAUUUGCCAAGACCUCGGAAUGGUCGUCUUCCUCGCCAUGGCAGGAUCAAUCUACCAAAACCUAGCAUUGCAAAAAGUGGGACUGGCUCUACCCAGCUUGGACAAGACAGAUAUCACGAACCUUGUUGCUGGAACUAGUAGUCUGACUUACAAGGAUCUAUCUGAAACCGAAAAGGCCCUGGUGAAGCCCCUAAUCACUGAUGCGAUGAGCAGUGUGUGGCUAUUAUUCUUGGUAGCUGGGGUAUUUAGUCUUGUGAUAACCCCGUUUUUGGGAAGAACAAAGUUGAAAGGAUCUGCUACAGCUGGAGGGCGGGCAUAG
Molecule: messenger RNA, 1656 nt
Organism: Penicillium samsonianum
Lineage: Eukaryota; Fungi; Ascomycota; Eurotiomycetes; Eurotiales; Aspergillaceae
Product: MDR family MFS transporter
Exons: 10
Coding region: 1-1656 (551 amino acids)
Biological process (GO): transmembrane transport
Molecular function (GO): transmembrane transporter activity
Source: RefSeq, a predicted model, not a curated record